This is a messenger RNA of Triticum aestivum (bread wheat), 1478 nucleotides long. Its product is annotated as metacaspase-1. Lineage: Eukaryota; Viridiplantae; Streptophyta; Magnoliopsida; Poales; Poaceae. Gene Ontology annotation, molecular function: cysteine-type endopeptidase activity. The coding region runs from base 86 to 1174 and encodes 362 amino acids. The transcript has 5 exons. The record is from RefSeq and is a predicted model, not a curated record. Gene Ontology annotation, cellular component: cytoplasm. Gene Ontology annotation, biological process: proteolysis.
GGGCUGAGGCAUUGCAAGCAAAGCAGCUAGCAAACGCACGUCGUAGCUCUAGCUUAACUAAGCUAACCCAGCCAGGUAGCCAGCCAUGAACAUGAACUACGGCUCCAUGGGUCCUGGCGCGAUGGUGCGGUGCAGGCAGUGCAGCUCGAGCAUCACGGCGAUGCCCGGCGCCCGCGCCGUGCAGUGCAUGCAGUGCAGCUGCGUCACCCGCGUCAGCGGGCGUGGCCGGCAGCAGCACGGCUACGGCCAGGGUUACGGGAACGGCGGCGGGAUGCUGAUGCCGCCGAUGCGUCCCACCCCGGCCUUCGGCGGCGGCCGCGGCAAGAAGCGCGCCGUGCUGAUCGGGAUCAAGUACACCAACCGGCGCUCCUGCGAGCUGCGGGGCCCCAUCAACGACGUCAAGUGCAUGCGCUACCUGCUCACCGAGCGCUUCGGCUUCCCCAACGACUGCGUCCUCAUCCUCACCGAUGAGGAGAGGAACCCGUGCAGGCAGCCGACUAAGGACAACAUCCGCAUGGCGAUGCACUGGCUGGUGCAGGGGUGCAGCUACGGCGACUCCCUGGUAUUCCAGUUCUCCGGCCUGGGCGCGCAGGUCCCCGACGACGACGGCGACGAGCUGGACGGCAUGGACGAGGCCCUCUGCCCCGUGGACUCGUUCCAGCAGGGCCCCAUCCUGGACGACGAGAUCAACGAGGCCAUCGUCCGCCCGCUGGUGCACGGCGUCAAGCUCCACGCCAUCGUCGACGCCUGCCACAGCGCCACCGUCCUCGACCUCCCCUACCAAUGCACCGUGUCCAAGCAGACCGGGCGCUGGAGGUGGAGGGACGAGCGCCCUAUGACCGGCGCCUGCAAGGGCACCAGCGGAGGCCAGGCCGUGCUCAUCAGUGGCAGCAGCAACGGAAAGAGCAACAUGAGCGUGCUGCCUGAGCCCUACGCCACGAUCGGCGCCAUGACGCACAGCUUCAUCCGAGCGGUGGAGUGCGAGCCGCGCACCACCUACGGCCGCCUGCUCACCUCCAUGAGGGCCAUCAUGCGCGACAGCGGCGGCAACUGCAACCUGCAAGGCCCCAUCGGCGGCUCCAUCCACAAGGUCGCAAACUUCAGCGGCGUGGAGGAGCCUCAGCUGUCCUCUGCCUACAAGUUUGACAUCGAGCGCGAGCCGUUCUGCAUGUAGAACCUGACCCGAUCCGCGGGCUCGUCGUCGCUGCACCGCAGGCUACUGCAGUCGACGAUUAAUUACCACCGAAUCAUGCAUCGACCGUACUGAAUAAUGGGCCGGUUAAUUAACUAUGAUGCUUGCUACUAGUAUGUGUGACGAUGUAUCACCUCACCUGUUGCCAUGCCAUCAAGAAUGAGCACUGCAUAUAGCUCAUACAAGGCUCUCGAGGACCUCGUUCUCCACUGUACUGUACUGUAAAUCACUGUAACAUGGCCGUUGUGUGUCGUGUCGUCCCCUUAAAUAAAUCAAGUUCUAUGUA